Ipomoea triloba (trilobed morning glory) is the source of this 2020-nucleotide messenger RNA. Its product is annotated as cell division control protein 6 homolog B. The record is from RefSeq and is a predicted model, not a curated record. Gene Ontology annotation, molecular function: ATP hydrolysis activity; DNA replication origin binding. Gene Ontology annotation, cellular component: nucleus. The coding region runs from base 182 to 1765 and encodes 527 amino acids. The transcript is spliced from 16 exons. NCBI's taxonomy places the organism in Eukaryota, Viridiplantae, Streptophyta, Magnoliopsida, Solanales, Convolvulaceae. Gene Ontology annotation, biological process: cell division; mitotic DNA replication checkpoint signaling; DNA replication initiation.
UCAAAAUUACACCCAAAAAAGUGGCGCCAAAUACACCAGCUAUGCCUGCCUCUUUCGCGCGCAGAAUCUCUGGAUGCCAUAUGCAUAUAAUGGAUACACACACAACCCGUAUUAAUCUGCUCAAUAAACGUCAAUUGCUGAAGAUCAUUCCCGGCUAUUCAAUUCUACGACGUGCUUAAAGAUGACGGUUUUAGCCACACGCCGCUCGCCUAGACUCGCCGGCGGGAACAAAGCAGCAGAUCCGGUGGCCGUCAACGUGGAGAUGCAAGUCUCUACUCCUCAGAAACGUAGAUUCGGGUCCGAUUCUUCUCUAACGAAUGGUCUGGUUUCUUCAACUCCUCUGCCGGUGGAAAGGUCUCCGGCGAAAUUGAAGUCGCCUCGGCGAUGCCUCAUUGACAGCCCGAGCAGUCCCGCAAAGGGAAUUGGGGAAAACACUGGUGAUAAAGCAGUAAAAAUGAGUAAAUCUCCGGUCAAAAGGAGGUUAAUGGAGAGUUUUAUUGAGAAACCGCUCUGGAAUUCUAGAGAUCCCGAGCAAUUAAAUGCUGUGAAGGAGGCAUUGCAUGUAUCUACUGCUCCAUCAACCAUAAUGUGUCGAGAUGCUGAGCAAAAUCGUGUUCUGGAAUUUUGCAAGCAAUGUGUUGAGCAGGGGAAGGCUGGAAGUUUGUAUGUUUCUGGGUGUCCAGGGACUGGGAAGUCACUCUCAAUUGAAAAGGUCAAAGAAGCAUUGGUUGAUUGGGCUAAGAAGGUGAACUUUCAACAACCAGAUAUAUUAACCAUCAACUGCACUUCUCUGACAAAGACUUCUGAAAUUUUCAACAAGAUACUUGAAAAGAUUCAACCUAAGAAAAAACUCAGUGGCUCUACAACACCAUUGCAGCUUCUUCAGAACCUAUUCUCUCUUAAGCAGCAAGCCGGUACAAGCAUGAUGUUAAUAAUAGCUGAUGAGUUGGAUUAUUUGAUAACCCAAGACCGAGCUGUGCUUCAUGAUCUAUUCAUGCUAACAACAUUUCCUUCCUCCAGAUGUAUUGUAUUAGGAAUUGCUAAUGCAAUUGACCUAGCUGAUAGAUUCCUUCCAAAACUGCAAUCCUUGAACUGCAAGCCAAUGGUCAUAACAUUUCGUGCAUACUCCAAGGACCAAAUCAUCAUGAUUCUUCGACAAAGAUUGGCGGCACUUCCAUACAUUGUCUUCCAGCCUCAAGCACUGGAGCUUUGUGCUAGGAAAAUUGCAUCUGCAUCUGGAGAUAUGAGGAAAGCACUGUCAAUUUGCAGGAGUGCAAUUGAGGUGUUAGAAACUGAGAUUAGAGACUCUAUCAACAGCCUAAAUUUGACUUCCCUUGAGACGGGAGUUUCUGAUGCCCCUUGCAAUAUAUUGCGGAUGCCAGAUAACAAUAUUGUAAGGGUUGAUCACGUUGCUAGGGCCUUAUCAAACGCGUAUAAAUCUCCAGCAGUGGACACCAUACAAUCUCUUCCUCAACAUCAACAGAUCAUUCUUUGCUCUGCUGUAAAACUGUUUCGAGGGGGGAAAAAAGAUGGCACAAUAGGCGAGUUGAGCAAAUAUUACAUAGAUGUCUGUAGAUCAACUUUAGUCCCAGCUGUUGGUGUUAUGGAACUGUCAAGUAUGUGCAGAGUGCUUGCUGACCAGGGUCUUCUAAAGAUGGGACAAUCUCGAGAAGUUAAAUUAAGAAGAGUAACCUUAAAAGUAGAUGAAGCAGACAUUACUUUUGCCUUGCAGGGUAUUCGCUUCUUUCGGAACUGUCUUCAAUAAGAAGCUGCUGAAUGACCAUCUAGUAUUUGCUUCGAUGCUGCUGUGCAUUGAGAGGAGAAGAAUUAGUUGCUAACAAAUUGAAGGAAGAGUAAUUUAUAUAGGAUGUCCUAUACAAAAAGUCAAAUGCUACUUGUAUUAUUUGCUUAUGAUUAAUAGAUAAAUUUGAGGAGCACAGCCUUGUAUACCAACCAUUAUGUAUGCUCUAUACAAAAGAAGUUAAAUUAAAUGUAUAGUAAUAUAUAAAUCUUGCAGGAA